AUGGCCGACCAAGAUCAAAGCAAUCCUCUUUCCCCGUACCGCUCCGAUGGCAAGCUCUACGGCUUCGUCUGCAUCGUGACAGGCGCCACCUCGCCUAUUGGUAAAGCCAUCGUGGCCGAGCUCGCAGCUCAUGGAGCCGCAUGCGUGUACGCUUGCUCUGCGAGUCCGUCAGAUGACUUUGCUAGUCUGGCGGAUGGAGUGAACGAGCAGUUUCCGAAUACGAAGGUCAUUGGAUACCCGUUUCGCAAUGCUAGCGAGGAGGAUACAUUGGGAUUGAUCGACGAUGCGCUGAAUGCUUGGGGAAGGCUGGACAUCUAUGUCGCCACCUCCGUCCUUCACGGUCCAUCUUCCAUUUCCGAAACUACGCCGAAUGAUCUGAUCAAGCUCUUCGAAGCCAAUUCCAUGGCAGCAUUCUUCGCGUUGAAAUACGCUCCCCCUGCCAUGCAGAAGCUCUCCCCUCAAAAGUCCUACCCCAACGCAAGCCCUAAACCACAGCCCUACGGCAGCAUCAUCGUCGUGACCACGACAGCCAGCAUCAAUGGGGGAAGUUCGAACCAUGGCCCAGCUCUGACCAUGUCCUCGCAUGCCGCGCUAGGAGUCGUCAAAGCCGGUGUCUCGGUGCUGAAGGGCACGGGUGUGAGGAUCAAUUGUGUUUCCGCUGGGGACGUCGACGAUGGUAGUAAGUCCGCUGCCGCGGAGAUGAGUGGGAGUGGGAAGACGGAAGGAUCAGAGAGGGUUGGUCUGCCGGUCGAGGUGGCUAGGGUGGCAGGUUUCCUCGCGAGCGGGUUUUCGAGCUAUGUUUCCGGCACGAAUAUGGUCGUCGAUGGAGGGAGAAGUAGUAUGUGAGCGAGGAACGAGAUACGCUGGGAUUUGUGCAAUGUCUCACGAAGCUGGUCUCAGUGUCGGUCCCAUGAAAAGCGGCGGUACUUUGACAGGUCAGUCGUACGUCUUAUCCAGCGUACUGACUGCUAACUCAUCGGCACGCCAGUGGAGUGUAUCACUUGCGUAAGUUGACCCACACCACAACUGACACCGACCGGAGGUUAUUGAGACGCUUAGUGGAGCCGCUCACCGACUCAGGCGUACGAGCACCGAGACUGCAAGCUUAAACACCAGUACUAUUUGCAUCUGAUCUCGCCUCCUCACAUGGAGGCGCCUGCAGUUUUGUAAUGUCGUAAAAUGCUCGUAUGCUGCGCCUGUCAAAUCAAAGUAUCUUGCC
Molecule: messenger RNA, 1219 nt
Organism: Zymoseptoria tritici IPO323
Lineage: Eukaryota; Fungi; Ascomycota; Dothideomycetes; Mycosphaerellales; Mycosphaerellaceae
Exons: 3
Coding region: 1-846 (281 amino acids)
Biological process (GO): phytol metabolic process
Cellular component (GO): peroxisome
Molecular function (GO): trans-2-enoyl-CoA reductase (NADPH) activity
Source: RefSeq, a predicted model, not a curated record